Messenger RNA from Hevea brasiliensis (rubber tree), 4148 nucleotides. RefSeq lists its product as uncharacterized. Bases 446 to 3868 code for a protein of 1140 amino acids. Gene Ontology annotation, molecular function: phosphatidylinositol binding. Lineage: Eukaryota; Viridiplantae; Streptophyta; Magnoliopsida; Malpighiales; Euphorbiaceae. The transcript is spliced from 15 exons. The record is from RefSeq and is a predicted model, not a curated record.
AUAAAAGACGAGUACCAAAUGGCUCAGGCUAAAGAGAAUAAUAAAAGAAAGCCAGAAAGUGACACAGAGGCUCUUAGAGAGAGAAAAGAGAAAAUUAAGAAGUUUUAGAAAUGUAGACUCUCUCUAGUACGCACGCCAACAGCAAAAAAACCUAACGGUCCUCGCGUUGAAUUCUAAUUCUCAUCCUCCCUCAAUUGUUCAGUUCUUCUAUCCGAUUCUCCACGUUUUAUCUCUGUCCGAAUAUCGAUUUCCCUUUCUGCUCUUCCCAAUUUUACCCUAAUUCUUUUGUUUGCUUCACGUUCAUUGAUCUGGUUUUUAAGAUCAUUUUUAUGGCGAUCGCUCGUAGAGCUGUGUUCAGAUUUGGAUUAUGAUUUGUUAAUAUUUUUUGUUGGGGUUUGUUUUGGGAAGAAUCGAAUAGAUUUUUUUUAGCUCAGUGAAUGCGAAAAUGAGCACGCAAAGGGAGGUGGCAGUUAGAGACCUAGUGGAGGAAGCAAAGAAGAGGAUUGUGUUUUUGGUUAUUUGCGUUGUUGGAUUAUCUUAUUUAAUGUCAUUGACAAGCUCCUCAGUUUGGGUCAACUUGCCUGCUGCUGCCUCCUUAAUAAUUCUCCUCCGUUACUUCUCCCUAGAUUAUGAAAUGCGGAGGAAAGCUGCUGUAUACAACAGCAAAUAUUCCGCGGCAAAUGUGUUGUCCCAAAACAACAAUCCUGAACAUACUAGGGUUCUUGAAAAGUCUGACUGGAGAAGAAAAGUGAAUUCCCCUGUUGUUGAGGAUGCAAUUGAUCACUUCACUAGACAUUUAGUCUCUGAAUGGGUGACAGAUCUAUGGUACUCUCGUCUAACACCUGAUAGAGAAGGUCCAGAGGAACUGGUGCGGAUAGUGAAUGGUGUUCUUGGGGAAUUUUCAACUCGCAUGAGAAAUAUAAAUCUUAUUGAUCUAUUGACUAGGGAUCUUAUUAAUGUCAUCUGCGUUCACUUAGAGCUUUUUCGAGCUAGUCAAGCAAAAAUUGAAAAGCAUCUGUCUGGAUUGGUGUCUAUUGAACAGCGAGACAAGGAACUGCGACGUGUCCUGGCUGCUGAGAACAGAUUGCACCCUGCUUUAUUUUCUGCUGAAGCAGAGCACAAGGUUUUGCAGCAUCUGAUGGAUGGUCUCAUUUCUUUCACAUUCAAUGCAGAAGAUCUAAAGUGCUCUUUUUUCCGUUAUAUAGUGAGGGAACUUCUUGCUUGUGCAGUAAUGCGACCAGUCUUAAACUUAGCUAGUCCAAGGUUUAUAAAUGAAAGGAUUGAAAAUUUGGUCAUUUCUAAGGCUAAUAAAGGAGUUGCUGCAGCACAAGAGGCAUCACAAUCCAAACCCAAUGGAUCUUCAAAGAUCUCAUCUGAUCAAUUUUCCAGAUUUCUAGAUCCUACUGGUACUGGUGUUGAACUUGUGCAGUUAAAAACUGAUCAAUCCAAAAGUCGAGCAGUUGCACCUGAGUCAGAUAAUGUGAAUGGAACCCAUAUCUCGAAAGAUCCUUUGCUUUCUAUUGAUACUCGAUCUUCCCGUUCAUGGAGUUCACUACCUUUGAAUUCCCAAAUUAAGGAUGAAGGAGGGCUUCAGCGGUAUCGUUCUGGAGGAGAAUGGGGUGAUAUGUUGGACAGAUUUUCUCGCAGAAAGACUGCAGCCCUUGCACCUGAAAAUUUUGACAAUAUGUGGACAAAAGGAAGAAACUACCAAAAGAAAGAAGGUAAAGGUCGGGUAAUUGAGCAAGUACCACAAAAUUCUUCUGUGAAUAAGUCCGCUACAGGGGACCAAUCAAAGAUGCCUAAACUCAAGGAGAAGCAUGGGGUGACCAUACUUGAUUCCUCUCUGCAUUCUAAUCAGUCUACAGUACAAAACUCAUACCAUGAUCAGAACUUGUCAAAUCAUUCUUUAUAUACUUCACAUCAUGAAAAUGAUGAGCAAGGCCUUAUGCAUGUGAAUGAGGAUGAAUCAGGAAGUGUUAGUCCUUAUACAUCUGAAGAGGAAGAUCCAAGCAGUAUCACAGGCCUUGAUGAUCCAGGAACUAAAGUUUGGGAUCGUAAAACAAAUAGAAAUUUGGCUGUUUCCCCCAUUCAUCAUCCACUUGAAAACCUUGGACGCCAUGCUACAAAGAAGACUAGUAGAGGACAGGCUCCUUAUGAAAGAUUAUCUAGAACAGAGACUGGCAGGAAGAGGUCGAGAUCAAACACUCAGAAGGUGCAUGUUUGGCAAGAGAUUGAGAGGACAAGCUUCUUGUGUGGGGAUGGACAGGAUAUACUGAGUUCAAAAGGACAUACUAAAGGUGAUGAAUCUAGUGAUGAUUCUGAGGUUGAAGGUUUAGAUAGAGCUUACGGUGAAGCAACUGCUUGUUCAUCUACACCUUCUGCUUCUAUAUCUGAAAAUCAUGGUUCAGCUGUUAAUUCCUUGAAAAAUUCAUUGAUGGUGGAUUCAUUUUUUAAGUUGAGAUGUGAGGUGUUGGGUGCAAAUAUUGUGAAGAGUGCCUCUAGAACAUUUGCUGUGUAUUCCAUUUCUGUUACAGAUGUAAAUAAUAAUAGUUGGUCAAUCAAAAGAAGGUUUCGACAUUUUGAGGAGUUGCACCGGCGUCUAAAAGAGUAUCCAGAGUAUAAUCUUCAUUUGCCACCAAAGCAUUUUUUGUCAACAGGUUUAGAUAUGCCUGUCAUUCAAGAACGGUGUAAAUUGCUCGAUAUAUAUCUCAAGAAGCUCUUGCAACUUCCUACAAUUUCAGGAUCUAUUGAAGUUUGGGACUUUCUUAGUGUUGAUUCUCAGACAUAUUAUUUCUCAAAUUCCUUUUCCAUCGUUGAGACAUUGUCAGUUGACCUUGAUGGCAAGCCAUCUGAAAAGAAUAAGGUGGUUUCAAAUUUUGUUGGACCUGUAAUCAAUUCUAUAUCCGCAAAGAGGGAACAGUUAGGCACGGACAACAAGGAUUCUUCAUUACAGACAAAACAUAAUGUUGUCACAGAUGGGGUAAAGAUGAGUCCAAAAUACACAUCUCAUUCUCCGGGUAAAAAGCUUGGUAAAGAACAUGGAAAGUCAUUAAAGGAUUCAGGCAGUGAUUCAGAUACUCAAAAAAAUGUGUCUGUUAGUAAUUUCGGGAAGAUUGUAAAAGGAAGACAGACUGAUGGUUUAGGGCAGACAUCUGAGUUGAUUCAUGAUACUGCUAGUGAUCUUACCCUUCCUACAGAGUGGGUACCGCCAAAUAUAACUGCCCCUAUAUUAGACUUGGUAGAUGUCAUUUUCUUGCUACAAGAUGGUGGAUGGAUAAGGAGGAAAGCUUUCUGGGUGGCCAAACAGAUUCUACAACUAGGAAUGGGUGAUGCCUUAGAUGAUUGGUUGAUAGAGAAAAUCCAGCUUCUGCGUACUGGUUCAGUGGUUGCUUCAGGGAUCAAGCGGGUGGAACAGAUACUUUGGCCUGAUGGGAUAUUCAUUACCAAACAUCCAAAGAGACGGCCACCAUCCACCUCCAACUCAUCCCAUAGCUCACCUCAUGGCCAGCAACCCAUCAAUGAGUCUUCACCUAAACUAAGUUCACCUCUAGGUCGGCAACACACAGAAAUAUCUUCACCUAGACUAAGUGAUGAGCAACUAAAACAUGAAGCAGACCGACGUGCUAAAUUUGUAUAUGAGCUGAUGAUUGAUAAUGCACCAGCUGCCAUUGUAAGUCUUGUUGGUCGGAAGGAGUAUGAACAAUGUGCUAAAGAUCUUUAUUUCUUUCUUCAGUCAUCAGUCUGUUUAAAGCAACUGGCUUUUGAUCUUCUCGAGCUGCUGCUUUUGUCUGCAUUUCCAGAACUGGAUUACGUCUUCAGACAGUUGCAUGAAGAAAAGCAUAGAUUUGGUGAAUUUAAUCCAAACUAGUAAUUGCAUAUGGAUUUCAAAUAUAGAAAUACGGAACAGAGAUUCACCUGUGCAUUUUUCUUUUCUCCUUCCUCCUUCAGGUAUAUUGAGAAAAUGUUUCCGUUGCUUUCUUUCUUUUUUUUUUUUUUUUUUUUUGUGGGAAGGAUUAUAAAUAUUGAGUGUCAAGAUCAUCAGUUGACACCAUAGGUCAAGUUUGCUUUUGAUUUGGCAUUUUGAGGAAAUUGUAUGUAAAGCUCGAGGUUAGUGAAAAUUUUAAUGAAAAGCUCUUUAAUUAUUAAAA